AUUAGACGUCAAAUCUUUAACAACAGCCUGCGUAAAACCUCCAAAAAUGUAUGGAUUGCCAAAAAUACACAAACACAACAAUCCUUUAAGACCCAUAGUCAGUCAUAUCGACUCACCCACAUACAAAUUAGCCAAACACUUAGUGUCAAUAUUAUCCCCUCUCAGGGGGCACACUAGUGCUCAUGUUAAGGACUCUUACCAUUUUGUGGAAACAUUGAGAGAUCUCAAAUUACUCCACAAUGAAACCAUGGUGAGUUUUGACAUUGAGUCACUAUUUACAAACUUACCACUAAAUGACUGCCUAGAUAUCAUUGCAAAAAGACUUAGGGAACAGAACAUGUCACCAGAUUAUGUAGAUAUUGUAAAACACUGUCUCACAUCAGGAUACUUAAUGUGGAAAGAUGAGUUCUAUGUGCAGGUUGAUGGAGUAGCCAUGGGUUCUCCAGUGUCACCUAUAGUCGCCGACAUCUUCAUGGAGGACUUUGAGGAGAGAGCUCUGGCCAAUACCCCGGUUAAACCUCGACUGUACAAGAGAUAUGCAACCCACACAGAUAGGUACCUCAAUGGUGAAUCCCACCACCACCCUUCACAACUGCUUUCUGUCGGUAAAUGUUUGUUUCAGAGAGCCCAACGUCUUUGUGAUGAUGCCCACCUCGAGGAGGAACUACAGCAUGUCAAACAGGUGCUACACCGAAACAAGCUGCGCAUCCCCCGGCUACAUCACAAAAACAAAAACAAGACACAAACAGUUCCCCGCCAGCCAGCCUACUUGCCAUAUGUAAAGGGAGUUACAGAUAGAAUUAGCCGGAUCCUAAAACGAGCUUCUAUUCAUACAAUUUUCAAGCCGCACAAGAAGAUUCAGCAAUUCCUAAGACCAAUCAAAAGUAACACCCCAUUGCAAGAUGCAGGUAUAUACAAA
Molecule: messenger RNA, 919 nt
Organism: Pieris napi
Lineage: Eukaryota; Metazoa; Arthropoda; Insecta; Lepidoptera; Pieridae
Exons: 2
Source: RefSeq, a predicted model, not a curated record